CCAGAUAAGAAAUGCACCGAGUGAUAGGACCAACUGAAGACAGCUUGGGUCUGAUGAUUACAGAGUCAGGACCACAUCCCAACUCUACACUGAGCUGUCUGGGGUUCAGUGAGUUUAAUUGCUCAUAUUGACGGAGGAGACGUCGCUGCUGAUAUUAAAGCGAGUCCCAACAUGGAGGAUGAGGAGCAGUCGACAGGGACGACUCAUUUCGUGGGGAAGAGGGAGGAACUGAUUGAAGCAAAGCGCUCACUCAGAACGGUGGAGGGUCGGGACAUACUGAUCAUCCACAAUCAAGGCGUCUUUCAUGCUAUGGACGCUUACUGUUAUCAUGCUGGGAGAUCACUGCAGGAGGGAGACAUUGAGGAUAUUAAUGGCAAGAUGUGCAUAAUUUGUCCAAAACACAAGUACAAGAUCGCCCUAGCCGACGGGGAGGGACUGUACAAGGCCACCGACCCCAGGGAAGCGCCGCCUGUGGCCAGAUGGUACUCGAAGGGCGUAAAGCAGCGAACCCACACUGUCACAGAGACCAACGGAGACGUUUAUGUGAAACUCUCUGAGGAGGAGUGCUAUAUUGACUCCGACUACUUCCAGGGAGAGAAGGGGAAGUUGGAAAGAGAGAAAAACGAGCAGGACUCAUCUUGAUGGUAGAUGGAUACGGAUGGCUAGUUAUUUACAAAUAAGAAUGUCCUCCUACAAGUAUUUGCAUGUUGUAUGGACUUCUCUAUUUAACCUAAUAAACAUUUAUUAUGAAUGAA
This is a messenger RNA of Betta splendens (Siamese fighting fish), 755 nucleotides long. It is a transcript of the gene rfesd, whose product is annotated as Rieske (Fe-S) domain containing. NCBI's taxonomy places the organism in Eukaryota, Metazoa, Chordata, Actinopteri, Anabantiformes, Osphronemidae. The transcript has 4 exons. Gene Ontology annotation, molecular function: 2 iron, 2 sulfur cluster binding. The coding region runs from base 172 to 642 and encodes 156 amino acids. The record is from RefSeq and is a predicted model, not a curated record.